AUGUCUUCGGAAUUUUCAAUAAAUAUUUCACUUAGCAAACCAGCUUUCAUCGCAGAGGAAGCAUUUGGCAUAAGCGAUAUAACAAUAAACGUGAAGGUCCAGGCAGUGACAGUUCCUAAUGGAGGAGAAAGUAAAACAGCAUCGACAAUUGAAAGUUACCAAAUAACUGUCAACGAAGUACCUCCGUCCAACGGAUCUUUGAAAGUUGAUUAUACAAUGAACGUGUAUACCAGAAAAGUACUUUCAUCAAAUGUCCAUGAAAUGGAGCUGAAUCUAACAUCCAAUUCACCACGAUUGUAUUGUAUAACACUAGAGGUCAAAGAUAUUGCAGAUAACGUUCGCCACAGUAGAAGGUUUAUGUUAUACGACAACACGAGCUUCAUUGAGACCUAUACAUUCAACAUUCGUCCAGUAGAUAUUGUCGACAACACUUUCAAUGAGUCUAGAACUGUGUACAUAGAUCGCUCGCCACCCCUUAUAAAUAACAUUUGGUUAAAGAAAGACGGUUAUGAAAUGUUAUAUGUUCACAACAGCACCGAUUUGUCGAAGAUGCAGAUGACGUUCGACGCAUUGGACCCACAUAGCGGACUGUACAACAUUAAGUGGGAGUUCGGAAUCGCCGAUACGUCAACUGUGUUAGCAAGUGGUCCUGUGGACUACAAAGAUAUCGACUACACAAGUGAGGAUUCCUUUGUUGUACACUGGCAUGGCUUUAUCGACCAUGAAAGUGGAAUCAAACUCUACAGGUUAGGGCUUGCCGCAAGAUGCUUGACUAAAGAGGAACUGUACAACUUUACAGAAGUUACUGAGAUAAUGGUAUAUAAAGAUCUUACUGAGACUUCAGUUCGUCUUCCAGCAAGUUUCACAGGUAAACGGUUCGUGACCAUUAUUGCUCUUAACUAUGCCAUGGAGUCAUCAAAGCCUGUUUGUUCGGAUGGAAUCACACGAGAUAUCUCGGCUGCUAUUAUCCGGCUUGGUCUGGAUGCGACAGAAAAAGAUUCUCCAAGUUUGGUGGACUAUAUUUCUACCGAUAGAAAACCAAACUUUAAACAUCAACAUGAAGCAAUUGGAUCAGAUGAACUGUUCUAUGUCUUCAUCAAAAUAGUCAACAAAGCAGGAUUGUCGUCUAUCGCAACGUUGGGUCCUGUGCUGUCAAGUUUGAACAUUGGUCAGCUCUAUGUCCUUCUUCACACAGAAAUGAACAUAGGUAAUUCCAAUUCGUCUGUGACCGGUGCUUUGAUGUAUGGUUCAGAACGUUCAGUUUCAUGGUACCUUAUGAAGUUGCAGUACGUGCCACAAACGUGUAAUUCCGACAUAAACUGCGUUGUAAAGUACGAAACAGACAAUGGAUACAUAGAAUUGGAAAAACAAUAUAUAGCACUCAAUGAAUUAUAUUUCAUAUGCGCGCAAUCGAAUUACACUGUGAUAGAACGUGAGCAUUUCACUGAAAUUCUAGAAGAAAUAUCGUCGUGCAGCAAUGGAUUUAUAUUAGACAGUUCUCCACCCACAAAGGGUGAAGUGCAUGUCAACAACCACAGAGGGUUUAUUACAAAUCCACAAAACGUCAUUGUAACAUGGACUGGAUUCGAUGACAACAGUGAUGCCACCGAGAUUGAUUACCAACGUGAUAUCUACGUUAUCAAUGCAUAUUGGAAAGAUUUUUACGACCCAGAGAGUGGCUUAGCAUUCUUCAGAGUUGGCCUUGGAACCGACCCAUAUGAGACCGAUGUUAGACCGCUUAUUUAUGUUGGAAUGAUGACAGAAGUUUCAUGGAAUGGUCCGUUUGUUCCUGGCAGAAAAUACCUUGUGACCGUGGAGGCGUGUAACAAAGCAAACCUUUGCACCAGACGUGUAUCGGACGGCCUUAUUGUGGACAACUCACCCCCAGUACGCGGUCUUGUACAUGUUGGACCAGGAGCAGGUCAUGAUAAAUAUUUGGGACAUCGAUCAUCUAUUCGAAUAAAUUGGCAAGGUUUCGAAGAUCCGCAAUCAGAUAUAGAUCAUUUUGAAGUAUGUGUGUCAACCCCUAAGGGCGAUUGUGACGUUGUUGGUCUAUCAAAUCGACUGCUCCACACUUCAAUUAUAAUCUCCAAUAUAACGCUCCCGAUAAAUAUUUCACUUAUUGCAACAGUUUGGGCGUUCAAUGGAGUCGGCAUGAUUGCAGCAAAAGCGUCUGAUAUGUUCAUUAUUGAUGACACACCGCCAGUUGUAUUGAAAGCUCCGAAUUUCUUACUAAAAUACAACUCUGCAAAUGGUAAACCGCUCCAAUGGGAAAAAUCCAUAUUACGUCUCGAAUGGGAAUUUAAGGAUGACAUCAGUCCUAUUGUUCGCCAUGAGAUUUGUUUGAAAACGCAUCACGAAGGUCACACACCUGUUGAGAGGCUUGUCUUAGGAUCGGAACGCCACGUGACUGUUAGUUUAGAUGGGACGAAUUGGCUAAAUGACGGUGACAAAUACUAUGCAAUUGUGACAUCGUGCAACGCCGCAGGACUUUGCUUUUCUGAACGAACAAGCGACCUUUUAAUUGAUUCUACUCCACCGCACCUCGGUGGAUUUAAACCACCUCUGACGUGGACGAACAACAAUAAUGCACUUGGAAAUAAAGUAACAAAUGUAACCCUGACAUGGUACGGGUUCCACGACCAGGAGUCCGGAAUUGAAAACUACUACGUGACUGUCUCGCGGUCCUACAGCUUCAGUGAAAUUUCAAAUGGAGUAAUAAAAAUUAAAAAUUCUAAUCAAAACGAAAGCGUUCAAACUUCAUUCGUGCUGACUGAAAGUAUUACUCCUGACGAAUCCAUUAUUCUUUCGAUAUGGGCGCAGAACAAUGUCGGACUAAACAGUUCGGUUGCAAGGGUCACUGUGAAUGUUUUAUCUGAGACACCCAGCAAUGAAAUAGGUAUUUUGGAAAUCGAAAAACAUUCAUGCGACAUACAUUUUUGUAACAAGGAAUGUACAUGCGCAGUUAUAGAUCGUCCUUGUGUAGAAGUAAACACCAACGUUACAUGCACUGAUAUCGCACGCACAGAUACGCAGAAUCAAAAUCUCCGAACAUAUGAUAUAUUUGGGGGACUAGCGGGGGAAAUUCUUAAUGUAUCAGCUUCAUCAGCAUGUCUGAGCGGACACUGGUUACAAACAAAUAGAGGAAGUACUGCUGAAAUUAUGCAUCGCUUUGAAUGGAGCAUCGGCGUACAUGGAUACGUCAUUGGCGAAGGGGUGUACGAUCUUAAACUAGAAAACCCAUGGACUGAUGUUGGUCAAAGGUUAGAAUUUAUUCAUUGCCUACCAUUAAAUCGUUCAUUGGUGCACGAGGAGCGCUAUGUCGUUUAUGUGAGAGCUUGGUAUAGCGAAAGUACAUACACUGUGUUCAAGUCGGCUCCAAUCAUGAUAGAUCAAACCCCACCCAAUGUCCGACGUGGUCGUUAUAUCAGAGAAGGUAAUUGUCUUCAAGACUUUGACUUUAUUGACUGGACGGACGAAAUCAUGGCCUGUUGGGACGAUGUGUUUGUUGAACCGCAGAGCUUCAUUGAUCAUUUCAGCGUCAGCCUUGGAACAUUACCUCACAAUGAUGACAUACUUCAACAAAUUGAUGUCGGAAUGGCAACAAACAUAAGUCUCCAUAACAUUUAUCUCAAUCCAGGCACGCGCUAUUACUUCACAGUUAUUGCUGUUAAUAGUGUUGGACUACACACUGCAUUAACAUCAGAUGGAUUCAUUAUUGAUACAGAUAAUCCAAUCGUCGGGGUUGUCUUUAAUACCAUUGAACACAAGAGCUCAGCUUUUCAGAAAUCGACUUCAACCUUUGACCUGUCCUGGAACGGAUUCCAAGAUAAUUUCUCUGGCAUUAAGCACUAUCUAGUUGCGUUUGCCAAAGAUGGUGAAUCCAAUGAAUCAAAUAUUAUCUUUACAAAUGUUGUUUUAUCAAACAAAUUUUCCUUCACAAAGUUGAACCUCGUUCACGGCGAGUCUUAUUUUGGAUUCGUGAAAGCUGUUGACGCAGCAGGUCAUGAAAGUGCAACUGUAAGAUCCCCCAAACAAACAGUCGAUACGACUCCACCAAAAGGUGAUUACUGUGGAUCCACUAAAUCUAUUCAAAUUGAUGUUUCUCGCACAGUUACCAAUGACAGUCUCUCUGUGUUGUUCAACGCAAACCUCACAAAAGAUAACAUGUAUGUUAUUCACGGAAAGAUAAAAAACGUGACGUAUGAGUUAUACCCAAUUCUCCAGAUGGACAAAUACAGUUUGCCCUUACAAUUACAGAAACGUCAUGAUGGAUCAUUCCAAUAUCAUCACAUGUUUAUAUCUCCGUCAACAGGGUUUCAAACCAUUACAAUUGAAUUAGGAACAAUGAUUGCCGAGAAAUUAAUUCAGAUUGUUUACUUUGAAGAGUGUAGACAGGUAGAAAAUAAUUCCGCUGCUCUUUCUGUAAACCAAAUAGGCCCCUAUUCGCUGACUGUGUCCUUGGGAAUACUGGAUUCGGAAAGCGAGUUAAAGACGGUGUCUAUUGGAGCCGGUGCAACUGAAGGGGGUUUUCAGAUCAAAUCCUUGUUUGAGCUACACAAUCGCAAUAACUACGCAUUAAUUACCGCACCAUUUGUGCAUGGGACACCAAUAUAUAUUACUGUAAUAGCCGAGAACCACGCUAGUCUCACGUCUGUUUUCCAUUCUGGUAAAGCGCUUAUAAUAGAUCAUACCCCUCCUAUUGUCAGCGAUAUUGGUGUUGCCGUUUCCGUUAUAACAGGUAAUUCUGCAACAAUGCUAACAACAUGGCAAGCACGAGAUGAUGAAUCUGAUGUUCAAUACUGCAGCUGUAGAAUGGGAUCUACACCUCUGUCAGCUGAUAAACAGGCGGAAAAGGAUUCGGAUACAUCGCAGUAUUGUCAGUCAGACAUACUGAACCUUUCUCAUGGCGACAGAGUCUUUGUUACGGUCAAAUGUGUGAACAAGGUCGAAAUCGCCACGACGUCAGUAUCGAGACCAGUGAUCAUCUACCUUGAACCGCCCAACAACUCGCAAGCUUUCGUUCGGUUUGUGCCAAGAAGUAAGGACUCUUUUUCAAUGACUGCUCCAUUGUCCGCCCAGUCUUCUGCGCAGUCAAAUUCAAGCAUAGUGCAGAUGGAAUGGAACAACUUCGAAGAUCCUUCAGAGAUAACAUCCUACAGGUAUCGUAUCCAAAGCAAUGGUGAUAUUGUUGUGGACUGGACUGAUGCUGGCCUAAAGGACAUGUGCUCCAAUGAGCAUCUAAAGUUGACAUCAGGCGAGACAUACACGGCAGAAAUUCAGGCAGUAAAUGGCGGAGGAUUCGCCAGUUCUGGUGUCAAGUCCUCGCUGAUUGUAGCUUCAGAACCACCAGCGCUCACAGGAUCCCAUAUAUCUGCUGUUUUCGUAAGUGGCAAAUUAACUCUCGAUUGGGAAAAUGUCUUCGACACUCUCACAGGAGUACCAACGCACUACAGCCUGGUUGUUGGGUCACGUGAAGGAUUUUCGGAUAUCGCUGACGUAAACUACACACGUGACCACGUGUAUGACAUCAUCGUCCCAUCAUCAACGCUUGUUGCUCCCAAUCUGAACAAGCUGUACAUUAAAGUGAGUUGUACAUACACCACGGGUAUGUUUACAACAUACAAUACAUCGCACAAACUGUGACGUUAACAUGUUUAGUAGAAAUCAGCCAUUAGUGUAAUAUUCUCCUUGCCUCCACAUUCUCUUGUUGUUUUCAUUGCCUUACAUGCAUAAAGAGUCACGAACAAUCAUAAGCUUUAAAACUUUACCUUGGAUAAUCAUAAAAUAUUAUUUAAAUCAUACUUCGUCAGAGAAAACCGAAAAUACACAUGUUUGUUUUAUAAUUUGUAUAUGUAUAUAUCUAAGGUUUUAGUAUUAAUCCGAUUUUAAUAUUUGUCAUAUAAUGAUUGUAUUAUUUUAGUGCUUUUUUAAUAGCCAAUAGCACUCGAUUGGUCAUUGUCGGCUCGGGUACUACUUAAAUGUAACCCGGGUAUUCUUAUGCAUACUUAAAGGUACCCCGAUUACGGUAAAUAUACUGAAACGUACCCGGGGAUUCUAACACUAAAUUGGUCGUUGUCGGCUAAUGCUUUCAAAUUUAUUAUGUCCAUUUGUAUCUCAAUAUUCUGUAAAAUGGCCUCUAUAUUAGCGAAACUCCUACUCAGAAAGCAUGAUUAGGCAGAUUGAUCAAAGAGAUUGUUUUCGUAUUCCUAAGCGCGUUUUACGACUUCGGUUUUCUGGCGGGAAUAAAACUCGGGUACGGUUUAAAUUCGCCGGGUACGUGUUAAUAUAUUGUUCGUACCCGGGGUAUAUUUAAGUAUACUUAAGAGAUGCCGUGUUACAUUUAAGUAGUACCCGAGCCGAAAAUGACCAAUCGAGCGUCAAUAGCGUGUUUAUGAUAAUUUGAUAAUCGCAAAUAAUUUAUGUUUUUGUAGUCGAAUACUAUCGGUUUAUUGUGUGCUUGUUUUUUUCGCUACUCUCUUAUUCUACUGGAGUGUGUAUUAAGAUUGCUUUGAAAUGUUUUGCUUAUGUUACUAGAACAUGCAUGUAUGGGACCUGUUCAUAGACUUUCGAAUUCACAAACUUGAAAUAAAAAACAACAAUAUCGACACGGCAGACUACAUACAAAGACACGAUUGCUAGUAGUAUAGUUAUGUGUAUGAAGCUAUAUGAGUUUUGUUGAUUGUUUUGAAAGUUGUGGACAACGUAAAAGUCCAUUACAAAACGUUGAAUCCGGUGAAAACGAACAUCAUUUAGGACGCCUUUAUGGUUAACACAUAAAAAGUAACCGAACUAUUAUUAUUUUGCCGACAUCAAUGUAUAGUUAUUUUUGUUUUCACACUAAAAAACAUAUACUUUUAAAGAGAUUUUUCAGUUUUAAAAUAUCAGUGGUCUGCCUUUCGUUUGCUUUAAAUAAUAUCUUAUUUAUUAAACGUAUUUUGUCAGUGCCAAUUUUACAAUUUUACAUCUGAUAUAUGGGAACACUCCUUUAAAACGGGGUUUCAAUGUUUAAUGGUUUUCUGUUUAUUUAAUACUACAUAUUGUCGGAUACAGUCAAUUUGAUAUAUUGGGAAAUAUGUGUAUGUAGUCAGUACAUAAUAUGUCGCAAUAUGUGUUGGUUUCGCUUAGUUACUAUUAUUCUAUACUUUUUAGUCGGGAAUGUGAGUGACCGACAUUUAUAGACGAAUCUUUACAAAACACAACAUUGGCACAGUCAUGAAAUUAAUUAAAAAUUUGUUGCUCUGUAUAAAUUUAUAAAUUAUAUAUCAAAACACCACACACCGAUUCCAAAAAGGGUUCAGGUAUUUAUCUAAAUAAGUAUAUAUAUUCACCGUAAAUGUCUUUAUAUUUUUAUAAUAUUUAUCAUUUUUCUUGAAGAAACAUUCAUUAUAAAACAGUACAAAUGUGAAAAUGUUCUGAUUGUAAAGUGAAAAAGGCAACGAACUGUUAUUUUAAAUAAAACGGGUUAACAUGAACUCAAUGUUAACAUUUCAUGCUCAAAAUAUUAUACUAUCAUUAGAAUGACGAUUGUUUUAUAAUUAAUUGAAAAUCUAUACAUGUACAUGCCGACAUCAGUCAAAUAAUGUUAACUUCCAUGACAUUUAUAGCUAAUAAGUUUGAUCCGAUGCUGAACGUUGUGUCUUUAUUUCGCAUGAACGAAUAAGCACAGAGUAAACAGUGUACAUGACUCAUCUUAUGAAUACAAUUUAAAAAGUUGAUAUAUUUUAUAUGUAAGAUGAUUUGUUCGCAACUAAAAACAUGUGUCAUGUUUUGUGUAUAAUGUUGUAUAUUUUUGGCCAACUGCCUUUGUUUACUUAAUAAACUGAGUUUAGUUGAAAUGAGACCAAGGAGAAGUUUUCUGGUGUACAGCAGAAAUGUAUUUGUUAUGGAAUAAAACAAAACUUUCGUUAAUUUUCUGUAACUUCUUCCGAGCAUUCAUUCUAGUUUUGUUUAUUCAUCAACGUUUUAUCCGUUUUGAAAAAAAAAGUAUUAAGAUCUUAUUAUGCUUUAAACAGUGGUAUGUAGUUUACUAAAUUUGAGAAACGUGUUAAAUGUAAAUUUACCAAGUGAUACGUUACAUAACAGAUAUUUACA
Messenger RNA from Dreissena polymorpha, 8094 nucleotides. RefSeq lists its product as uncharacterized. The record is from RefSeq and is a predicted model, not a curated record. Gene Ontology annotation, molecular function: protein binding. Lineage: Eukaryota; Metazoa; Mollusca; Bivalvia; Myida; Dreissenidae. The transcript has 13 exons. The coding region runs from base 1 to 5646 and encodes 1881 amino acids.